Molecule: messenger RNA, 870 nt
Organism: Aspergillus novofumigatus IBT 16806
Lineage: Eukaryota; Fungi; Ascomycota; Eurotiomycetes; Eurotiales; Aspergillaceae
Product: SRPBCC family protein
Exons: 3
Coding region: 1-870 (289 amino acids)
Source: RefSeq, a predicted model, not a curated record
AUGGAAUCUUCAAAUCUCAAGUCCACAGUGUCAACACCACUCAUCCGCCUCUCCCCACACCCCUUUUCCUCCCUUCCCGCUCACCCCUCCCUCAACGCAUCCCCAUCGUCACCUCGUCCACCACUCCACAGUUUCCUCGAAACAGCCCUAUCCGAAGCCCACUCUCUCCUCACAGACACCAUCCCGUAUACCUUCAAGGUAGACCCGAAACUACGCUCCUCCCCACCCGCCACAGCCAAGGUCCAGCUCCUCAAGCGCACCAUCCGCAACGGCGCGGGAAGUGUACACCGAGAUGCGGCAGUGGCCGGCUCGGCCUCGUGGGAGGAGUUCCGCAGGGGUUUGAGGGAGAAUCAUUCCGAGAAUGAGAUGGCGUAUACGCCUAGUGUGACUUCUGUGGAGAGGUUGUUGGAGUGGCCGACCGAGGGGAGAUCGAGGGGCCUUGAUAGCCCCCGCACCUUCAUCAGCCUAGUCAUCUCUGCCGACUUACUAAACUUCGACCGUCAGGCAUUCAUGACGGUUCAGAUCCCUCUCGCGUCGAAACCUACAGAUGCAAUUCCCCACGAGAUACGGGAGAAGGUUGCAUCCGCCGCGCCCAGGAACGCGGUUUUUGCAUCCUAUGCCAGCGUGGAACAGGUCGUGUCAGUGCCCACACCGGCGGUGACCUCUAACCCAGACGCGAGGGGCAGGACUGGUGAUGCCAAUCAGCUGGAGUGGACGAUGGCGACCACUUCGGAUGCAGGCGGGGCGAUUCCGCGGUGGAUACAGCGAAGCUGGACGAUGGGCGGAGUCGCCAAGGCAAUCGUAGCCGACGUGGGGUAUUUCAUCAGUUGGACAGACCAACAGAGAAGCAAUAUAUCAGAUUCAGCUUGA